AGGCGUUCAUGUUUUCAAGCUGUCUUUCCAUCGCGACUAGUGGCCUGGUUCGCUCGCUGCCGACUGGUAGCUGAUUAGAAUUGUUUGUGUUAUCUAAAUAACGGUGUGUAGAAUAAAAUAAAAAACAAUCCGUUUGUAAUUAUCACAUGCGAUUAGAUUAGGAAGAAUAAAUGGAAUUUCGAUCAGUGAUGAUGAUUGACGGUGAUAUGAGGUGAUCUAUGAUUUAUGUCGUGUCAGUGAGUGUCAGUGUUUUGUAUAAUGUGGGGAGCCGCGGUAUCAACUCCGCCGCAUUACCAUUACGUACAGGGUCCUAAUGGGCCCAUGCCCGCAGUGGGACCGGGCGGUCCCGCAUUGGUGGGCCCACCGCACGCCAGACAUUUACGGCCGCAGUCUUCCUACUCCUUGCCCCACGGGAGCAAUGGCCCGGGCCGUUGGGGCUGGUCUGGUAGCCAUGUGUCCUCUUUUGACAGGAGGCAAUUGAAAGUACCGCCACAACCUGCAAGGCCCGCUCCGGUUCGACCUUCAUACAAUAAAAAUGUUGCAGCCAGUAAGGUCGACCCCGAGCUGAUCUUCACGAAACAAGAGAAGAUCGGCAAGGGUUCCUUCGGCGAGGUGUUCAAAGGUGUCGACAAUAGGACACAGCAAGUUGUCGCCAUAAAGAUCAUCGACCUAGAGGAAGCCGAAGAUGAGAUCGAGGACAUUCAGCAGGAGAUUAUGGUGCUGUCACAGUGUGACAGCCCAUACGUCACCAAAUAUUUUGGAUCAUACUUGAAGGGAACAAAAUUAUGGAUCAUAAUGGAAUACCUCGGCGGGGGCUCAGCCUUGGACCUAAUGAAGGCGGGCAGCUUCGAGGAGAUGCACAUAGCAGUCAUACUACGCGAGGUGCUCCGCGGCCUGGACUACUUGCACUCGGAGAGGAAGCUGCACAGGGACAUCAAGGCUGCGAACGUGCUGCUCAGCGAAAUGGGGGACGUCAAGCUUGCCGAUUUUGGUGUCGCGGGUCAAUUAACGAACACGACAAGCAAGCGGAACACAUUCGUCGGCACGCCCUUUUGGAUGGCGCCAGAGGUCAUAAAGCAGUCAUGCUACGACAGCAAAGCGGACAUCUGGUCGUUGGGCAUCACCGCUAUAGAACUGGCCAAGGGUGAACCGCCGAAUUCCGAGCUCCAUCCCAUGCGAGUUCUCUUCCUCAUACCUAAGAAUAACCCCCCGCAACUCACCGGGAGCUACUCGAAACCCUUCAAAGAGUUUGUCGAGGCGUGCUUGAAUAAGGAUCCCGAAAAUAGGCCAACAGCAAAAGAGUUACUAAAGUUCCAGUUUAUCAGGAAGGCUAAGAAGAAUUCUUAUCUAAUGGACCUUAUAGAUAGGUAUAAGAAAUGGAAGGCGCAGCGGAGCGAGGAAAGUGAGACGGAAUCAGAAAAUUCAGACUCCGAGGAGUGCGGACGCGGCGAGGGCGAGGCGGACGAGCCGUGGAUCAUGACGGUGCGCGGCGGCGCGCUGCAGCCGCUGCUGCGCGACGCCGACAACAAGCACGAAGUGCCGCCCCUGCUGCCGCCGCCGCCGGCCGCCAAGCAGAACGGGUCGCUGGCGCGCGAGGAGUCGCCGCCCAUCGACAACCACAAGACCAACAACAACAACGACAACAAGCCUCGGCAGUCGUCGACGGUGCCAGUGGUGGUUGAACAGAGGAACUCGAAGGAGAAGGAGCGGGAGCGAGACAGAGAGAGGAGCGAGCGAGAGGAGCGCAAGGAGCGAGACCACCCGCCCGCCAACAGGGAUAGCGUAGUUUACAAUAAAGCGGCGUCGCCGCUGGACCACAGAGGGGAGUGCCCUCCGACCAGCGAGGAGAACAAAGUGCGGAGGCACCCUUAUCUGCAGCAGCUCAUCUACCCUCUACUCAAUGAGCUGUCGCGAGGCGCCACAGACGACGCGAGCGCGCGCCGCGCGCGCGCGCUGGCCGAGCUGCGGCGCGCCUUCGACAGCGCGGAGCGCGCCGCGCCGCAUCUCACGCGCGCCUUCGUGCAGCACGUGGUGCAGCGAGUGGCCGCGCAGUCCCACCAGCCCGCCUCCGCCUCGCAACACUGGAUGAGGUAAUCAUAUGGCGCGAGGCUCUGUCCGCCCCGGCCGCAGCCUGUUCAAACAGUAUUCUAUUCUAAGGCAAUAUAAUUUAUACAUUGACUUUGUCUUUGUAUCUAUUCAUCCAUAUGAGUCUGCUUCAUUGGCCAUAGACAAAUUCAUAUCGAUUCCAGUCACGCAUAACCUUGAAUUUCUUCCCUAUAAACUCGUUUUUCAGUGUUGUUCAGUCAUUAUUGGUCUAUGAACCUGGUUCAGUGAACUUGAUUGCAACUGUUAUAACAAUUAAAGUGUUGCGAAUCUGCUAUUUACGACUUAUAUAAAGAUAUAAAACGCUGUUUAACAUGAUCGUAAUAUAGCGAUAUGUUUGAAAAUUUGACGUAAUUCAUCUUAUAACCUUCUAUUUCUUUGUAUUUAAAACAUUGUGAUUUUAAUGCUAACGAAUCGCAAACGAAUGGUGAAGUUGGAAUGAUGGGUGUGACGUUGCGAACCAACAGAUAUUUUCGUAAAUUUUUACCAACUUAUUUCAUUUUAAAUUUAGGUGCAUUCAAUAACUAUUUAAUGCAUCUUUAUUACAUACUGAAUUUGUUGUAAUUAUCUGAAAAUCAAGUAGCCAUUUAUUUGUUGUUUCUAUGACUUGGUCACGCCGUAAUUUGAAUAUUAUAUAUUUACAAAUUGUAUAAUAUUUUAAAGUGUAUUGUCAGUUAUAAGUACGAUUUCUGUUUGAACAGGCUUUUGUUUAAAUUAUAUAGACAAGUUUAUUAUAGGGCUCAUUUUCUUAAAUUUCCUUUACGUAUCAUUGAGAAAACGCUUGUGAUGCGCCCGAAGUUAAAUAAAUUAUUAAGGGCCAUUUUCAACAAAAAGAAAUAAAAGAACUUUAGUUAUUUCGUAUGAAAAUCAUGGAAAGUAGAGUAAAAAUAAUUUUAUCGUUUUUUUAUGUUGGGUCAUAGAUAUAGAUACGGGCUUAAAAUAUUCAGAAACGCAUUGUAAGUGAAAUGAGUCGAGUGUCGACGAGUAGCCGCAACCGAGUCACAAAGUUGCAAUGCCAUAGUGUAAUAAAAUUUUAUUAAAACGUAAUCAGUACUAAGAUGGUUAUGUCUCUAAAUAUUUUAUGUUAUGUAAAUAUUCAUGUGACACGUAUUUUCACGUGCUGAAAUACUACAAGAAUCUAGCUUCAGGAGGUGAGAUGGUGCGGUAACAUACUCUGCAGUGAUUAAUGCAUAUGUGCAUGUUAUAUGAUCCUAAUUGUUUUAUAUGUUUUGUUCCCGCGCUAUCUCACCACUGGAUCUUAGAUUGAAACUACUGUUAACUUAGUUCUGUUUCAAAUAAACUUGUAGCAAAUGUUUAUAUUAUAUUGAUCACCAUUCGUUUGUAUUAUGGUAGAGCGGCCGACGUCCGCGCAGUCGUGUUAGUUUAAUGAUGUCGACGAUUGUUUGUUGAAUGCUUGUGUUUGCGACGGUAUCGGAACUAGUAAAUAUUCGUGGAGAGCUGCUAUUACUUCGCCAAUAUUUUGCCAUAAUUUUUUUCUAAAAAUAUUUUUACUAACGUGAUUUUUUUGUAUAGUCGGUUUUUUGUUGUGAUCAAUCGUCUAAAUUCUAACAUAUUUAUGUUUUAGAAAAGCGUUUUGAAACUCGCUGUAGGAAGUGUUAAGUGUCAUUCCAGACAAAAGACAGCAUUGUCAGCAUUUAUAGAUUAUUGUUUGUGCUUGAGCUACUGAUUCGCCGUCACUAGCAGGAAUGUGAACUAAAUCCGUUAUGAAAAUUGUUAUAAAUUCCUUAGUUUAGUUAUUUAGAUUUUACUUUUGUAUUCGGCUACUUACCGUUUUAAAUUAAUUAGUUACUAAUAUGUUUGUUCUAAAACCAUUUUUGUCUAAACGUUAAUUAAAAUUAUUUUAUUACGGUUGAUUUUUAGGCAAUGUUAAAUGGUAGGGCGACUUGAGAAGAGGUUUAAAUAUUUGUGAAUAUAUAAAAAAAAAUAUUCGGGCACCAACGACCAUUCGGUGUCGAUUCAAAGGAACAUGCUUAAUACGCGACAAUAUUAGCGGAUCGGGAGUAUGUAGAAUAUAUUAUGAUGAAGACUACAAAACAAUUAUUAUUGCUGUGUAAAAAUGUAAACCUAUAUUAUAAAUGUGUAAAUUGUGUAGUAUAAUAUAAAAAAGCUGUUUUAUGAAGUGUUCUUAUAAGCAUAUGGAGAGUAGUUAUAUCUUUCCAAUUACCUAUCUUCGCGCGGUGGCGAGCGGCGGCCAUGCUGUGCGAGCGGUGGUCGCCGCUCGCGACGGUUCGCGGUUGCCUUGUAUUUUAGUUUGCCAUGUGAGAGCAUGGGAGAUGUUACGUUGAUUUCGAUGGAUCAAAAAUUAUUUUUCCACUUGAUGACGUAUGGUGUAGAGAGUUGUAGUGUUAGAGGUGGGCGAUAAUUGUUGAUUAUUGAUAAAAUUAGGUGUUCGUGCAUUGGAUCGUAGUUGGUCCGCGUAGGCCGUCGCUCGGGCGGGCGACUGGAUAGAACUAUACCAGUACACUACAUCCAGGCGCCCCCCCACGACGAGGGGCUGUUAUAGCACUAGGAGGAUGUUCAGGACAGCGUCGUUUGGUUCAUGGGUAUUUGUGAUCAUAACUGCAUAGUUAAUAAAAUAAAUUAUAUAUUAUUAAUAUAAAAGUUUGUAUCGAAACCGGUAGUUUUCUGUGUAGCUCUACGUGUCGCAUGCGCCUUGUUUCGUCAGCUCGAGGCACUUUUCGAAAUUAUUCCGAAAGUCGAGUGAAUGCGGUCCCUCUGUAGGAAUGCAUGUCGAGAUAUAAAUAACAUCAUUCAUAUCGAGUGCUAAUUAAAGGAUACAUAAAUGUUGCAAAGAUAAGCACAUGUGGUCUCGAUCGGACGAAGCGAGACGCGGCAACGCGUCUAUUGAAUAAAAUCACCGGACACUCGUGCACCACGGCUAACCACGACGCGCACCAUUAGUAUAAUGGUCAAUUAAUGUUACAGCGUCUGUCAUUCUAACACGUUUAUGUAGGAAACAAAUUUGACUCUGAAAUAAAAGAAGUUAUUUAAUUUUGGAA
Molecule: messenger RNA, 5123 nt
Organism: Plodia interpunctella (Indianmeal moth)
Lineage: Eukaryota; Metazoa; Arthropoda; Insecta; Lepidoptera; Pyralidae
Gene: GckIII
Product: Germinal centre kinase III
Exons: 11
Coding region: 259-2094 (611 amino acids)
Biological process (GO): protein phosphorylation
Cellular component (GO): cytoplasm
Molecular function (GO): ATP binding; protein serine/threonine kinase activity
Source: RefSeq, a predicted model, not a curated record